AUGGGUUAUUGCGCGGCCCUGAACUGCCACAACGCCUCGAGCGGGAUCUACAAGAACAGCUCGGUCAGUUUUUAUGGAUUCCCCCUACAAAACAAAGCCCUGCUGAGGCAGUGGAUCCAAAACAUGGGCAGGGACAUGGAGACCCCCUCCAGGUACCAGUGCCUGUGCUCGGAGCAUUUCGAGGAGAGCUCCUUCAAGGCAGAUCCUCUGAAGAUCAGCAAGAGACGGCGCCUGCUGAAGGAAGCUGUUCCCAACAAAUUCAUCCUGGGGCUGGAUGGGACCUGGCUCGUGGGGACCCCUCAGGGCUUGACAAGCAGCAAAACCCGGAAAAGGAUGAGGAAUUCCGAGCCCCCUAGGAUCCCUGGGAUGCUUCCUCAGUGGCCACGUCUGGAGGAUUGGCAGAAUGAAUUUUAUAAGCAAUUGCUGAAGGAGAAAUACGGAUCUUUCAUCUCAAUGGGAAAAGACUUGUUCCUUGUUCCCAAAACCCAUAUCCCAGUAGGACGGGCGGCGCAGGUCAAGAAUCCGCAGGACUCGGAGGGAAGGAAAAUUCCUGCCAACCUCAGCACAGGCCGUGGUGGUGCCAUGAUCCAGGUUGCAGGAGGCACACAAGUGCAUGGAUCAUCCUCAGGAGCAUCCCAAGCAUCCCACUGCCACUACUCGGACCAGGGGGAAACAUCGGGGAGCCACCAAAAUCCGGCAACAAAUUCGGCAACAAAUCCAGCACCAAAUCCAGUCAAUCCUGUGGGAAUCAGGAGCAGUGGCAGUGUCCUGGCAGGGCAGGAGGUGGAUCUGUUCAGGCAGUUCCUGCUGGACCACCAGGGCCAGCCCGAGGACGCGGCGGUGCCGUGGUUCAUCUGCACCGAGUGCGGGGAGAGCUUUGCCCGCCACGCGCACCUGCUGCGGCACCAGCGCAGCCACAACAGGCCUGUGCCCAGGGGAAAGGCACCCUCCAGAGCCUCCUCACAGCACAGCCCCUCCUUCCCAGCCUGCCUGGGCCAGACACGUGCAGCCACCAGUGUCAAAAACCCUGCUCUGCCCCGAGGUGGGGUUUGA
This is a messenger RNA of Catharus ustulatus (Swainson's thrush), 1053 nucleotides long. Its product is annotated as peroxynitrite isomerase THAP4-like. The record is from RefSeq and is a predicted model, not a curated record. NCBI's taxonomy places the organism in Eukaryota, Metazoa, Chordata, Aves, Passeriformes, Turdidae. The transcript has 4 exons. Bases 1 to 1053 code for a protein of 350 amino acids.